GUCUCAUUGGCCUCCAGCUCAUCAACGGCAAGAACGAGUCGGCCCACAUCAAUGACGCAGUGGCCGUGGUGGCCCAGUCCAUCCAGGAGCUCUUUGAGAAGGAGAACAUUACGGAGCCGCCCAGAGGCUGCGUGGGAAACACCAACAUCUGGAAGACCGGGCCCCUCUUCAAAAGGGUUCUGAUGUCAUCAAAGUACCCAGAGGGCCUCACUGGACGAGUGGAAUUCAACGACGAUGGCGACAGGAAGUACGCUCACUACAGCAUUCUCAACUACCAGAAGAGUCGACUCAUUCAAGUUGGGAUUUACAAUGGAACACAGGUGGUGAUGAAUAAUCAGAGGAAGAUCAUCUGGCCGGGAGGAGAGACAGAGAAACCGCGGGGCUUUCAGAUGUCCACGAGACUAAAGAUAGUGACCAUACACCAGGAGCCCUUUGUGUAUGUGAAACCCACUGAGCAGGAUGGAACCUGCAAGGAGGAAAAAACAUUAAAUGGAGUGGCAGAUAUUAAAAAGGUGAUCUGCACUGGACCAAAUGAGACCAUAACAUUCCAG
Messenger RNA from Salvelinus sp. IW2-2015, 551 nucleotides. RefSeq names its product glutamate receptor ionotropic, NMDA 1-like. The record is from RefSeq and is a predicted model, not a curated record. The transcript is spliced from 4 exons. The annotation marks the transcript as partial. Lineage: Eukaryota; Metazoa; Chordata; Actinopteri; Salmoniformes; Salmonidae.